AUGACAGAUGAGUUAUGCGGAAAUUCCAGCUGGCGGAAGGAACUUCCAGCAGGUGCGGUUAGCCAUAGCGAUGUGAGCAUCUGGGAUGUCCUAAAACAAGCUGUUGGGAAAGUAUUCCUUUUAUUUCCUAAAGAUGUUGAAUUCUGUAUCAUAUUAAUUAAAUAUAUUUUUUGGCAUGAGUUUUCUCUAUGGACUAUGUUACCCUUAAAUCUAGUAAAAAUUUUUUUUUCGGAUUUAACGCGGAUCACAAUACCAAUUGUAUAUUGUGAACCUUUGAGCUUCCUACAACGUUUGGCUGAAUACCUGGAGUAUUCAAGUUUAUUGAAGCUAGCUAACCAAAGUAGCGACAGCUUAUCACGUUUAAAGUAUGUCACCGCCUUCGCUGUAUCCACUUUAUCAUCUAACCAUAAGCGGAUGGCAAAACCUUUUAAUCCAUUGUUAUUUGAAACUUAUGAGUUAGACAGAAGUCAACAUGAAGGGUACCGUUUUAUUGCUGAGCAAGUAAGCCAUCAUCCUCCCGUUUCCGCUUUUCAUAGUGAAGGAGCUCACUUUGAAUUCUCCGGCACUGUUUCUCCGCGUCUCAGAUUUUGGGGUGUAUCAAUUGAGGUGAAAACAGGAGGCAGUUUCUUUUUGAGACUGAGGAGUCACAAUGAGGUGUAUACCUGGGAUUCAGUCAAUUGCGUCAUCCAUAAUAUUGUCCUUGGUGAGCUGCAUAUGACUUUGGAUGGUGUUUUGCACAUCCGUUCCUCAUCUGGUCUGGAAACAAAAAUAAAACGGGAUCGCGCUUGGUCUAAGCUUACUCUAAAAAGAAAUAGAUUGAUCGAAAAGUUCAUAGAAGAGAAUCACUACUCUUAUCAAAAAUCUCUUUCGCCUCAUGGAGAAGUAAAAACACCAAGUACGAAUAUUAACAGCCGUCAAAAUAUACUGGAAGCUGACCUGAACUGCAAAUUUUUUGCGGAAACAAAAGAGCAGCAGAAAUAUAUCUGUUGUUUUGCGAAUAAUGACGGCAGCUUAAUUGAGGGCUCAAAUAUUCUUUGGAAAGCGCAACCUCGUCCAGCCAACUCCACAGAGAUGUAUAACUUUACAAACUUUACUUUGCUUUUAAAUGACCCGGCAUUCAUAACCAAUGAAUUACCUGCUACCGACUCUCGUCUGAGGCCUGACAUACGUUUAUUAGAACAAAAGAAGAUCGUCAACUGUUUUUUUUUAUUAUUCUUGAAUUCUCACUUUUCGACAUGUGCUUUUUCAGACGAAGCAGCUGCUGAAAAAGGAAGGUUGGAAGUAAAACAAAGGGAGGCUAAAGCAAAUUGUGAAAAAAAUAAUUUGGAGAAAGCACCUAAGUUUGUUUAUUGUUUCGACCUUCUGAUUGUUAUCUAUAUGAGCCUUUCCCUCAGAAGCCGCACACUGUUUUUAAUUGGGCUCUUAGAUUUUUCUCAAUCUUUUGCUAGCUUCUUAACGAGUUGGUAUUUGAUUGUGAAAUCAGAGGAAGCGUUUUAAAA
Enterobius vermicularis (human pinworm) is the source of this 1499-nucleotide messenger RNA. The record is from the annotation of a GenBank genome assembly. NCBI's taxonomy places the organism in Eukaryota, Metazoa, Nematoda, Chromadorea, Rhabditida, Oxyuridae.